AUGCCGUUCUCUGCCGCGCCCCCGAAAAGAAAGAAAGAAAUGUCUUCUAAGAAAGAGAAAAGGCUGAAGGCAGAGGCCAAACCUUCAAAGGUGACUGAAAGAUCUCUGGGAAAAGGCAGUGAAGAGGAGGGCGUGUUCCAGAUUGGGAAGAUGCGUUACGUCAGAGUGUCCUGCUUCAAGGGGAGGGUCCUCGUGGACACCAGGGAGUUCUACACUGACAAGGAGGGCAGCAUGAAACCAGGGAGGAAAGGGAUUGCCCUGGCUGCAGAACAGUGGAAUGAACUGAAGGAGAUAAUUUCUGAGAUCGAUGCUGCAGUCAAGAAAUUGUAA
Molecule: messenger RNA, 330 nt
Organism: Opisthocomus hoazin
Lineage: Eukaryota; Metazoa; Chordata; Aves; Opisthocomiformes; Opisthocomidae
Source: RefSeq, a predicted model, not a curated record